GAUACCUGUCACCAAAUAGCUUAUCAAACCCAACAAGAUGUCUAUUUCACCAAUUAUUACCUUCAAGGCGGGAAAGUGUGAUAUUGAUACAUCAACUACACCUCACAAAGUUAAGCCUGAACCAACUCCAGGUUAUAUCUACCUUUGGUCUGAAGAUGAUUUAAUUCAUUUCCAAUGGCGCGAAAGAAGCAAACCUAUGGAUGAUGAGGAUAACAUGGACUUGCUGUUACCACCAACCGAUGCCAUCUUUCAACCUUACGAUUCCAACCAAACCACUGAACCAACCGCAAAAACCAAUGGCCGCAUAUUCGUUCUCAAAUUUUCAUCCUCUUCUCAAAGACAUCUUUUCUGGAUGCAAUCAAAACCCCAAGCGCGAAACGGAGAUGCAAGUUGGUUUAGUCCCCGGGACUUGAAGAUUGGACAAAUUGUGAAUUCAUUAUUACAAGGAGAUGAAGUCGAUGUUGAACAGGAAAUCGCACAAGUGAGAGGAGACGAUGGAGGAAAUGACGAUCAGGACGAAACGAUGGAGGACGUUGAAGGUCAUGGUGAUUCAUCCGAACAGCAAGGUGGAAGUGGAGGUGCUGGUGCAGGAGCAACUGGUGGAGAUGUUAGGGAAGAGGGAGCUAGCUCAAGGGAGGCCGGAGCUGAUGGUGGAAGAGCGUAGGUUAAUUCUCAUCCAAUUUUUGCAAAGUACCCAAGCAUUUACACACGAGGCGUUUGGUUGGUACAUUGGAAGAUUCAACAAUAAUCGUACCGUAUUGUUCCUGUACUUCUAGACAUGCUGGUUCAGGGCCAUCAGAUGCUGCCUCGGUCGUUCAAAACUUUCUCAAUUCAUUGAAGGGUCCUGGGGGAGCUGGCAUGCAACAGCAAUCCCAAAGUCAAAUGUACACUACUUUACCGGACCUUUUACCAAACACGGUAACCAUUCCAUCGAUCGACGCUGCAACCCCAGCUCAAGUGGAUAAUCUCCUUAGCUAUCUUCCACCAACUAUCCUACAGCUUGCACAAGAAUCCGCAUCUUCCCUCGAAGGAAUGGCCGACGCAACUUCUGCGACUGCGAACGCUGCUAUGGAGGCUUUGAGUUUGGACCAAAAGAAGUCGGUAUUGAAGAGAGUAGUACGGAGUCCACAAUUUCAUCAAAGCUUAGGAAGUCUGACUAUGGCAAUUCGAGACGGUGGCUUGCCUAGUAUUGCAGAUGCUUUGGGAGUUGAGCUAAAGAAUAAUGGUUUAGUGAAGGGAGGAAGUGUUCCAUUGGGAGGUGGGGAAGCAGUUGAGGCAUUUGUUGACGGUGUUAAGAAGUCAGUAGAGAAGAAAUGAGCUACUUGAGUGUAGAUGUUAUUUUCCUCGGAGAGGUUUGUAAGAUACAAGGGAUAGAUGCGAUUAUGAGGUGGCCUAGAAGAUGAUACUAAUUCAUGAU
Molecule: messenger RNA, 1417 nt
Organism: Botrytis cinerea B05.10
Lineage: Eukaryota; Fungi; Ascomycota; Leotiomycetes; Helotiales; Sclerotiniaceae
Exons: 4
Coding region: 38-664 (208 amino acids)
Biological process (GO): ubiquitin-dependent protein catabolic process
Cellular component (GO): cytoplasm; nucleus; proteasome regulatory particle, lid subcomplex
Molecular function (GO): ubiquitin binding; proteasome binding; endopeptidase activator activity
Source: RefSeq, a predicted model, not a curated record